Messenger RNA from Fusarium redolens, 1394 nucleotides. Its product is annotated as Alpha/Beta hydrolase protein. The transcript is spliced from 2 exons. NCBI's taxonomy places the organism in Eukaryota, Fungi, Ascomycota, Sordariomycetes, Hypocreales, Nectriaceae. The coding region runs from base 230 to 1009 and encodes 259 amino acids. The record is from RefSeq and is a predicted model, not a curated record.
CGCUCAUCAUCAAGUUACACCCUUCUACAUCUCUACACCAGAUGGAGUCAAGCUACACACAUGGCAUGUACUCCCUUUAGCGACAUAUGAGUCGCACCAGGAAGAGUUGUUGGCUCAAGGGUCAGAUGGUGGAUUGGUUGAGAAAUUCGAAGAUACCUUAAACUUCCGUCUAUUGAAGGAGAACCCAAAUGCUCGCUUGGUUCUUUACUUCCAUGGCACCAGCGGGACUAUGGCAAGUGGUUGGCGCCCUGAUAGCUACCGCUCCCUCUACUCAGCCGACCCUGUCAACACCCACGUUUUGACAUUUGACUACCGCGGAUAUGGAGAGUCCACUGGUUCACCGAGUGAAGAUGGAAUCAUCACAGACGCGGUUACUGUUGCCAACUGGGCUGUUCAUACUGCAGGCAUCCCUCCUGAGCACAUUGUUAUCUUCGGCCAAAGUCUGGGCUCAGCAGUAGCCAUUGCUCUCGUCAAUGAGCUCGCUCACAGGGAACCCUCCGUUCAUUUUGCUGGACUGGUUGUUACAGCAACGUUUGCAGACAUCCCCCAAUUGACGGCCACGUAUCGCAUCGGUGGCUUCAUCCCAGUGCUUUCACCAGUAGCAAAGGUGAAACCGCUAUUCGCAUUCUUCGCCCGACAGCUUUCCGGUACUUGGGACAACAUGUACAGGCUGGGGGAGUUUGUCAAGGGUGCUGAAAGGUACGACAUCACCCUUCUGCAUGCCGAAGAUGACACAGAUAUCCCCAUGGACCAUUCCAUCAAGCUCUAUAGAGAAGCUAUCCGUGUCGCAGAGGGUGCCAAAGACUUGUCCGAGAAUGAGGGCGCGCUCCUCAGCAGGAUAAGCAGCGUCGAGAAAGGCCGCGGAGAAGGGGGUUCAAUUACCGUCUGGCCUACCAGAAAGGGCAAUAUUAGACUCGAGAUUUUGAAGUAUGGAGUUCAUGACAAGAUCAUGGCUUAUCCUGCGACUGGACUUGCCAUCAGCCGGGCAUUCGCUUCCAUCAAGAAAUAGAUGCGCAUAGAAUAUACAGAACAUAGACACGUUUUGUCUCCGAUUCAACAUGAUCGACUUCACCAUCGAAAGCGAUCUGCUUUCAGCCCUGCGUCCCCAUCUUUUGUCUCAACUGAAGAACCACCUCGACUUGACACUGUAUCACCUAACAACACUGCGGCCGUACAGAACUUGCAGUGACAAUUCUGCAGAUACCAAACCAGGGACAUAUAGCGAGCAGCCCAAGACUGCUAUUUGAGGUGUACCUCGGUUAUCUCCAUGUCACUGUGGCAUGGGAGAGUGACUCUGCUUGCCAGACAUACGAGCUGUUGAGCUAUGACGGCCAUGGUUAUGUAGGGAUCCCGUCCGCUCUCCCAUAGUCAAGCCACUAACCGGCGGAUUAGUA